Messenger RNA from Diatraea saccharalis (sugarcane borer), 888 nucleotides. The record is from the annotation of a GenBank genome assembly. NCBI's taxonomy places the organism in Eukaryota, Metazoa, Arthropoda, Insecta, Lepidoptera, Crambidae.
UCCUUGUUCUUUGUUCACUUUACUCUUUUUGUGGAAGUGAAGUGAGUGUUUGAGUUUGAGGAUAACAGUAAAAGGGUUUUUUUUUUUAUUCUACAUAAAUAGAUAUUCAGUAUCAGUCGUAAAACUACAAAAUGCCUUACCAAGUUUAUUUUGAAAACCGUUAUUUUGGCCAAUUUAACUCUGAAUCCGUAUUUACGUUAAAAGAAGCUAUUUCGCAAGAGUAUGGAGUUCCACUACACGAUUUGUCUGCGACUAUUAAUGGGAAGCUUGUUUCGGACGACUUCGAGUUGAGAACAUUUCAAAAUGUGAUCAGAGUGUGUCCUCGACUAAAAGGUGGUAAAGGAGGCUUUGGAUCUAUGCUUCGUGCAAUAGGAGCUCAAAUCGAGAAAACGACAAAUCGUGAAGCUUGUCGUGACUUAUCUGGACGUCGUUUACGUGAUAUAAAUGAAGAAAAAAGGUUGAGAAAAUGGUUAGAAGGCCAGGAGGAGAGGGAAAGGGAGGCUGCAGAUCGGAAACAAAAGAAGAUUGAGAGAUUACUAGCAGAGCCCAAAAUUGAUGUUAAUUUGAAUCCUGUGUAUGAAAAAGUACGUCAAGAGCUGCCAGAAAGAGUGAGUGCUGCGGUGGAUGCUGGAUGGCAAGCUGCUGGCUCUAGCAACAGUGAGACUGGUGUAAAACGGAAAGGAAGUGAUGACAAGCCCAUUGGAAAGAAAAAAGCUAAAUUAUGGAUAGAUGCAGAGCUGUCAGACUGCUCAUCAUUAAGCGAAGAUGAAGAUGAAGAAGAAAAAGUGAAUACGGCACAAAUAAUAUCAACCGACAGUGGGAAUGAAUCUGAUAGAACUUCAGAAUCUAGCAAUCGUGUAUAAAUAAUGAGAUGUCUAAUUGAAAUUU